AUGGUGAGCAAGGCGCCGUUGAAUCAAUGCAUUCUGGCAUCCGGGUCUCUGCAUCUUUCACCCCCUCAACCGCAAGAAAGGGCCGCUGCAUUUCGCUCUAAUCUCAAGCAUCACUUACGCGAUUUGGGCAAGGUGGAUUUGCGCACAGCUCCUGCUGAUGUUGUUGUAGAAGCAUUGAAGAGAUCCGAGAUCCAGUCUGGGUUCCUUCUGAUGGAGUCAUCACUUGACGGAUGGCAGGAGAGCUUGGGCGAGGCAAACCGGCUGAUGAUCAGUGAUGUUCAGAACGAGUCUGUCCUCUGGCGCGAUGGCAUUUGGUCAAUGGGGGUCAGUGACAUUGUCAGCGCGUUUGACAUCGCAGGAGAACAUCGCGACAAGCUCAAGCAAGCGUACAACAUUUACCCGAAUAGGCCGUCCUCGUGUAAGCUUGGGGCGCUGGACUUCAUUAACGAUUACAAGUUCUUGCUCCCUAUCCAGGAGAUGGUUCAGCUCUGUAAACGCGCCGAGACGCCCGUGUACCGAAGUCUCAUUGAUGAGGCCAACCCUUGGCAGCCAUCGAAUGGAGCGCAUCACGCGAUCGAUCUGAUCCUCCUGUUUGGCGGUUUCGACUCGUCAUUAUCUCCAGCCGCCAAGGCGACUGGCGAAGAGAUGCGCAGAUCGUGGAUUCGGUUCAUCCAUUCGCAGGAGCCUUGGUCUCCGAUCUCAACCGCUGCCUUUGGGCCCUUUGGCAUGUUUCAGGAGCUCGAUGACACCGAAGUAAGAUCGCGAAGGCGCAUAGAUCAGGCGAAAUACUUGCAAAGCGUUGGAUCGCAGGCGCUGGACAAAGUGUUUUUGGCUCUAGCUGCAGGAAGAAUCAGUCUUCUGAAUUAA
Molecule: messenger RNA, 867 nt
Organism: Colletotrichum chrysophilum
Lineage: Eukaryota; Fungi; Ascomycota; Sordariomycetes; Glomerellales; Glomerellaceae
Exons: 2
Coding region: 1-867 (288 amino acids)
Source: RefSeq, a predicted model, not a curated record